Sordaria macrospora k-hell is the source of this 1758-nucleotide messenger RNA. RefSeq lists its product as uncharacterized. The record is from RefSeq and is a predicted model, not a curated record. Lineage: Eukaryota; Fungi; Ascomycota; Sordariomycetes; Sordariales; Sordariaceae.
AUGUCAGCCAUGUCGAGCCUGGAACAAGAACGUAGCGACCGCGGACACCUGUCACAGCACAAGGUGUAUGGAUGGCUCGUCAACCAACAGCCUUUUAUACAGGCCGGCGCCAUGGCCAGUGUCGACUCACCAAGAUCCAUCCGGAUGAGCCCAGCCCUAUCAACAAGCACUCGGUCUAAUAUAUUCCAAACACCACCUAGACACUCCCAACAUCUCGAUAUGUUGCCACCUCUCAGACCUUCCAAACGCACCGCUUCCUACGGCGGACACCAAGAACAGGACCCCGAGAUUGACGACACCUCGGACAAAUUCCUUAGACGUAGCUUCACGCGCCUCCUCGAGGUGCGCUCGGCCAAGAGGCCCAGAAUCAAACCUCCUCCGCCACCACCACAGCCCCGACAACAGCCAACAAACAGACGAACCCGCAACGGACAACCAACCCGUUCUUCUCGACAGGUGUUACGAACCUCAGCUGUGCCAGGAAAUCUUGAGACUGCUGCACUUGACCAAGCCGCCGAAAAGCCUUUUCCGUUCCUCAAGCUUCCAUAUGAGAUUCGUGAAAAGAUUCUCCAGCACCUCCUUGUUUCCGACAAGCCAGUAUACGUCAAGCGUCUUUGGACUGAACAGGUCCGUUCCACCCGCCGCAGUACCCGCGGACGAGGACACUGGGGUAAUGGUAUGAGCGAGCACACCAUCGAAACGGCCAUCUUGCGAACAUCCCGUCAAAUGCUGGCAGAGGGCAGCUCGCUUCUAUACUCCCAGAAUCAGUUUGUUUACCUGUUGCGAGAUCCUGCCCAUGCCAAAGUCGAUUUCGCUUCCAUGAUUGAGGAGGUGCACAAGGAAUCCUUGGAGGAAAGCUUGGGUCGUGGCAAGCGUAAGCGUAAAGCAGCCUCCCAGUUCAACUCUGGGACCUACGGCUUACACGAGAUCAACAUCGCCAAAUACGGCCACUUGGUGCGGCACCUAAGCAUUGAGCUCGAGCUGAAUCGAACUGGCCAAGAGUACAGGGAACUAAUGGAGCGGGCACUUGAUGUCCUGGCCAGCUCCGACAGAAAGGGCACAAAAACCUUGCUUGCUGGCCAAGUGGUGAACGGGAAGACGCCGAAAAUCUUCCUUCAUACCUUAACCAUCACUAUAUCACCGGAGAACGACCAGAACCGUCGCAGUUCCAGGAGCUCUCCUAAUGGCAACCAAGAACCGACCUUUGCCUCGAGCGCUAUCGAGCUGUUUGGUAGCCGAUCACCAGUUAUGCAUGCCCUCUGCCGCAUCGACACCCAGUUCUUGAGAGUCAACAUGCAUGUUGACGAAAGCGCUAAUGAGGAGGAAGACGAAUUCGCGGUAAACGAUCACUUGAUGAAGGAACAGCGGGUCAAGCGGGGUGAAGAGGCCGAGGCAGCGCUCAGGUUUUUGAAGGAGCGCAUGUACGCGGGAUGCAGAGAUCCGGACCAGGCCGUCGCAGAUGGACUCUGGGAGAACCAUACCGCUGCCGACAUUCGUCGCAAAAACGAAAGAGCUGAAUUCGAGGCCCGUAUCGACGGCGUUGACCGGUCAGCCAGGGACGACGCUCAUGGUGAGGACGACGAUGAGGAAGAAGCAUCCUCUGAUGAAGAGGGCGAUGAAGAUGACAAUGACGACGAUGACUACGAUAGUCGUUCAAAGAAGAGGAAACAGCCGGCUCGCGGCCGUGGACGGUAUGAAGAUUCUUUGCCGGUUUCUGUAAGACGUUUUGCUGAUGUGUUGAUUGCUUGCAGGUCUUGA